Messenger RNA from Seriola dumerili (greater amberjack), 3681 nucleotides. RefSeq lists its product as uncharacterized. The coding region runs from base 575 to 2872 and encodes 765 amino acids. NCBI's taxonomy places the organism in Eukaryota, Metazoa, Chordata, Actinopteri, Carangiformes, Carangidae. The record is from RefSeq and is a predicted model, not a curated record. The transcript is spliced from 11 exons.
AGGCCAAUUGUUCUGUACUAAGAGGCUGUUCUGCUGUGACAACAUAACCCAGGCUGCUCUUCCGUGGGUUAAAAACACACAGCCCUGAAUCCUCUCUCAACCAGUGUUUGCAGACCUCCUCCCUCUGUUCACGCGGCACUAAACAGGUACGGCCGAUGACGUCAGCAAGGUGACACCCACCUCUCUUCCUCUGCUCCGGUGUGUGGCGACGCGGCUUCAGUCCAGUUCCCGGUGACGGAAACUUUUUUUUUUUUUCCAAACACUUCCAUUUCUUGUGCCUCUGUGACAAUGAGGAUUUCUUCCUCGACCUGACGGACUUUAACUUUUAUCACGUCCAGUGCGUGAACCCCGGAGGACCUCAAACGUAAGACAGCGCUUGAAAAUACUUUGUAUAUGAGAGAUGACGGUGUGUUAAUAACGAAGCCUGCGUUAAAAGCACAGGGAGCUGAACUGAAGGCGCUGAGUGCUCAGUCAUAUUCUGGGCUGCAGCUCCGCUUUCACAGGCUGACGUUACUUUGAAGAGACGCUCGAGUAUCUAUAGGACAACAGGAGGUGUAGUAUCAUCCCUCUGUCCAUGAUGUCCUCCAGAGGUAAAAAUGACUUGUGCCGAAUAUGUGGCGGUGCUCUGCAGGGGAACCAGAGACGGUGGCUGUUUGGGGGUCAAAAUAAGAAGGCUGGUCAGCCUCUGACCCCGACAGAGUCCCUGAGAGGAAGGAGCCUGUCCCGGUCCUCUCAGAGCAGCCCCUGGGGCAGCACAAUGUCUCUUGGUUCCUCAGUGUCUCUCUCCAAGUCCCAGUUAUCCCUGAGCUCCCCGUCCAAAGGAAUGGAUCUGCUCUCAGUGUUGACCCACAUACUGGGGCAGUCUGUGCCACGGGGCAGCGGGCAGGGGGAGUUUGUGUGUGGCAAGUGCGUAUGUGCCCUCGAGCGGGUGUUCAAGUUCGACUCGGUGAUAGCCAGGGUGAAGGUGCUCUCGUCUGAGAGGCUUCAGAAGCUGUCGCAGGAGAGGGACAAGAUCCGACAGUGGGUGCGGCAAAACUACCACCAUAGACACCCACGGGACUUGCAGAGCAGGGGUAGCACCAGCGAGGAGGAUGGAGAGGCGGAUAAGGAGGGCUACAGGGAGAUGCUCAAGGAGAAUAUGGCACUCUCAGAGUACGAGUGCUGGUCCGAGAAGUGGGACAUGUGUCCGUAUUUUACAAAAACAGGCAAAAGAUGCAGCAAGGGCAAAGGAUGUGAAGGCUGUGAUUCCUUACGGGUGUCCGAUUCGGAUUAUGAGUACAUUUGUGGGGUUCCCCGCCGCUUGCCUUUCCAACCCUUCUCCCCGUUGGCAGGGUCGCGGGACAAAUCCCAGAGCAUGCCGCUCCACUGGCAGAGGGUGCCAUCCAUCUGCUCCAGCCCGGCUUCACUAUCGGGAUCCAUUCUCUCUUUACGAGCGUCUUCCCGCACUGAGUCCAUUCAGUCCCUGGACUCUCUCGAUGGCAAUGACCCGUUUGACUCACCAGGUGAUCAGUCAGUCAACUUCAUGCUGAAGGAGCUCAGAAGCAUCGAGGGGAAGCCAGUCAGUUCACCAUCAGGGAGCAGGAUCCCAGUUCUGGACAAGAAGGACAGGAGGUACUCUGGAAAAAGCGGAGAGAUGGUGUCGCUCACAGUGAACAGAUUGCUGAACUUUGGGGAUUUGGAGAACGGAGUGGAUGAAAUGAACGAAGAGGAGGGGGAUGUCCUGACAGAGCUGAGGGACGAGUUCGUGCCUCUUCAUCGACAGAGCACUACAGGCAGGGUUCACCACGCUGUCAAGCACCUGCGAGGCCAGCUGGACCAAGCUGUGUCCCGUAUCCGGACCCUGGAGGCUGAGCUGAAACACGGAAGGAGCGAACCAACUGAAGUCAACGGAUCAGACUGGGCACCUCUGGACCAGGAGGAGGAGGGUGGCAGUUUCCUGCUGCAGAGCCUCGGUCACUCUCUGCACAGCCGGGAGCGUCUGAUCCAGGAGUGUAUGGGUCUGAUCAGAAGACUGUGUCUGGAGGAGGGUGCAGGUACUGAGCUGGCCAACAAGCUGACCGAGAAACUGUCCGAGAACCUGAAGGAAAUUCUCUCUGACAACAAGGCUGCGCUGAAGACUUUCAGGUCUGAAAUGACUGAGCAAGAGAAGAGCAUGGAGAACGAGAUCGAGGCGCUGAGGAAGGCCGGAAGAGACCGAGAGAGAGACCUUGACACACUCAACAGUGUGCUGCAGUGCAACCAGGAUAUUAUCAAUGACCUACGGGUGGCUCUGGGGGAGAAGGAGCAGCUGCUGAAGGAGGGGGAGAAAGAGAGAGAGGUGUGGAGGCAAAGGGACCGGGCCCUUGCUGCUGUCCUGCAGGAGAAGGAAGCUGUGAUCCACUGCCUCAAAGAGGGGCUGGAGAUCCGUCACAAAGAUGUGCAGGCUCUCUCUGACUCUGUGACUGGUUGGGGGAUGGCAGGGGGUGGAGCUGGGCAAGCGGCCUUGUUGAAAGACACAGAGGGAAACGGCGCCGCCUUGUGCCAGGAGAUCACCAAACUCACCACAGCCCUGCAGGAAUGCCAGGACAUGGUGCAGAAGCAGCAGGAGACUCACAGUCAGACAGUGUCUUCUCUGACCGGUCAACUCAGAGACACUCGGCGGGAGCUGAGGGAGAGAGAGAAGGGGAAGAAGGAGGCGGACAGAGCCUGGCAGAACAUCAGAGAGGACAGAGCGAGAGAGGAGAGGAAACUGAGGGACAGUCUGGAGAAGAGAGACAAACUCAUAGAGCAAAUCCUGUUGGAUGCUGAGGAGCGGGACCAUCUGUUCAGAGAGCUGCAGCAGAACCUGCAGAACAAACGUGAACCUGUGACGGCCGUCAAACACACACUGUGAGACGGGGGGAGAACGCCCCGUAAUGACAAAGACGCAAACUAACAGCACAAAGUUGGAGGAGUACUUAGCACUUUCUGCACCACCUUUUUGCCUCUUCAACAUAUUUAUCGUGGUGUACAUGAAGUCUAUUUAUAUUUAUCUCUCCAGUUUUUUUUUUUAUUGAGGUUUGCACUGGCAGACCCACCUUGCUCUGCCAUGGCCCAAGGAAGAGUUUAAUUUCCCAUGAUUACUAGCUGGAGAGUCAGACACAGCCUGAUUGUUUUCAGUGUGGAGAGAUGUCAGGUGUAGCUUCUCACAGCUGGAUGAUUCAUACUUGAUUUAAAGACCACCAGAUUACUGUAUCUAGUUAUUUUUAAUGUAAUGGGUCUAAUGGUAAGGCAGAUUUCAAUUCAUGCAGUGAGACUGUUGCUGGUACGUUUCUGAAUGGUGUGAUUGUUAGUGGAUCUGAGUCAGUCUCAUUAAGUUCUUUCAGAGAGGGGGUGAGGGGAUGAUGUUGUUUUAAAUCUGAAUGUGCCCCCCUUUAUUCUGUGAAGCUCUUUGCAUUGGUGUCUUGUGUUUGUCUUUGUACUUUCUCAGUGGAGAUCUGCCAAUUUUUUUGUUUACAGUGGUAGAUUGGUGCUUGUGGAGGGGAAUACUUAGGACCAAAAUAAUAUUUUUAACCAGUUUCAUUUUCUGCUUUUAUAUAUGUCACAUUUUUUAUUUUCUUUUGGUACUUUUCUCAAUCAUCUUCAAUGUUUACAUGUCUUGUAUUGUUAACCUGGGACGUAUGCAUUAUCUUUCUUUUAGCUCAAGAGAAUUAAACACUCUGA